UCGGUAAGUGGCAACAUAAACAGCAGCCCUGUGACUGAUAACGACAGACUGUUCGUGAAUGCAUUUUAACAGAGUGUUAUAUCAUAAUGUAGGCUACUAGUUUUAUAUAACACUUUUAGUAGCAUUAUUCUGCUGUGCAGUAAUGUUGAAGGGACACACAGUAGCUGGAUACCGUGGAGCUAUCAGCUUCAUAUUGAUAGAUAGAUAGAUAGAUAAAUAGCAGCACAGACACAUGGAUGACUAAUGUGUUUGACCAAAAACAAGGCAAUAAAAACUCCACAGAGCAAACAAAGAGUAAAAAAAGACCUAACAGCCUAACAGGCAGCAGUAAUAAAUAAUCAUAAAGCACUUAACGUCACUGAAAAGCUUCACUGCAGCAGGCACAAAGGACCUCAAUUGUUCUGUUCAACAUCUUAAUUAUUGAAUUUGUCUCCUCCAGCAGUCCACAAAGGAUGACCUAUAGAGUUAAUCUUGCACGACCUAUGUUGUUUUGUCCAGGUAUAAGUAAGGAUUUGUGCUUAUCUCAAAAAAAUACAGCACAGGACAGCUGUGGACACGACAUUUGUGUUGUUGGGAGAAAGCCGGGGGCGGCAAGGGAGUUUAUAGGAACCCAGCAGCUCCCUGGGGCCCCCUAAGAGGAUAACCAUAUGUAAGGACAGUAGAGGAAGGAUUGCAUCUAUUCUGUGUUGCAGCAGAUAUGUAGGUGUUUACACUUAAACAGUCUGAUACCACCAAGGAAUGUGAGACAGUUAAUCCCAUGCAACAAAAACUAAAUAUCACAAUGUCACCACGGUGUCAUGCCGUAACAAUCAAGAUGGUGCCAGCUGUCUUGUGGGUUUUGGUGAGGCUCAUCUUGUGAUUGUUAGUAGCAUAUAUUUUAGUCUUCUUCCUAAAUUUGUUGCUUUUUGUUAAGGAGUUCCAAUUAGAUGAUCUUAUACUAUGAUCACCUUCUUAUCAACAUUCUGUAGUUAAAAAAACAAAACAAUGAUGUUGGAAAUAAUCAAUUCAGGCUCAUAUACAAACAUCUGGUUCAGUCAUUGAAUAUUUCCUUCACCACCAGAUGAGACAGUGCAGAAUUUUAAUACCAUGUUUGCUGUAAUUCAGGUUGGAAAGGGCAUUUUUCUUUGCUUAUCUGAUUCUAUAUGCAUGUGAAUGUUUGUUGUCAAAAUUAGGUUUUGCUGUCUUUCAUAUUUCACAUAUUAUCUACUGUACAGUACACACUGUCAAGAUAAUACAGCUUACAUAGUGUUGAAGUAUAUCUGCAGCUAGUCUUUAUAUACAUUUCAUGUGCUUUUCUCUCAGUGGUACUCCCUCUUGACUGUGGAGUUUAAAAAAGACACUGUAAUAGGUCAUUAUUAUAUUCCUCUUUCUUUUCCCAUGUUGUUAUAUUGUGUCUUUGUCUCACCUUUUUUUUUCUUUUUCUUUGCCCCGCUUUUCUUCAACCUGACCCAGGUAACUACACCUCUCCAUGACAGGAAUGUUAUAUAUGGAGGAGCGAGUCUCAGCAGGUUGGCGUAGCUUGUAUUUAAAUGCAUGUUUGAGUUAAAUUAAUGUGCAUCCAUCAUCACAGCCGCAAUGUCGCACUGUGUAACAUCUGGGGCAGGUCGGGGUUAUCGAGUUCCCUCAGGCAACUUUUAUAAAAAUUUAGUUCAUUCAUAAGUAUCGGUUCGAUUCUUGUGAAUGAGUGUGUUUUAUUAACCUUACGACAGUUCAACUAGUAUAAUUCUGUACGAUAUUUUUAAUAGUAUGUCAUAUUUUGGGGAGGAAAGGCAUUAUAAAGGGUCACUUCACCCUAAUACACACAACUUAAUCUGGUUUGUGGUUUUUACAUUUGAGAAACUUGAUAAAACACAGACCUAAUUGGGAAAAUGAUCAGCUGUCCAUCUCCAAGCAGAAGAUAACAGUUCACAACAAGGUAAAUGCUAAUAUAUAUAUAUUUUUGGACAGAUGUAAUUUUGCUGAGUUUUAAAAAAAACUACUUAGACCUCUGCAAAAAAAGAGUUGAUCUCCUUUGAUUUGUAUUUGGAUGAAUCACAGCCAGUAUCUUUACACUUCUGAAGCUUUCUGGAUAGUUAAAUAACACUCAAAAAAACAAGUUUUACUGUGUCUGUGGGUGUUGAAACAGAAAGCAUAAUCAGCACAACUUCACUCUUGACUCCAAAAAGAAGCCUCCACCUUGACCAGAUCUUUUCUCCCCAAGACCUCGAGGGACAAACAGGCCUCAACAGGCAAAAUCACAUCCUCAAGGUCUUCCCUCCUGACCAAAGACAUUCCCUCCCAAAACAUGAAAUUCAAUGUUUGCUGGCAAAUGUGUGGAAUUCCACAGUCCAUCGACAGUUUUGUAAGGACCAUAAGUCCUUCCUUGUUGAUUAAGGCUCACAGCGGCUUUGCUUUAGUUACAAAAAGAAUAUGAACUGAGAGAUUUGGAGAGGAUAAGAACAUGUUUAAAGCAUUACCUCAUGUGUUGUCGAGGAAUGUACUUUUCAGGUGAAAAAUCCUUUGCCUUGGGCCAUAUUAUACAGCAGUGAGUGAAAAGGAGGAAUGGGGAGGGAGAAAGGAGCGCCACAGACCCCAAGCCCUUUAAUCAAAGUCUGCACGUACAUCUGACUGUACGUGCAGCUAUUUAAUCAGUUUGAUCAUUUCUGCAAAAUAACUUUUUAUUUCCUUUGCUAUUUCUGCAUGAUUUUUUUUUUUCUCCCUUGGACGUGCUUGCAUUCACAUGCACACUCCACACAUACUCGAUCUCUUUCUACACACACACACACACACACACACAUGCACAUACACUUACACACUUGUACAAAUAGCUCAAACACCUGCCUGUGGAGCUCCCUGUCUUCUUGCUGAGGUAAUGUAGGAGGGAAAAAAAGCAUUCCUCAGCCCUUUCUUCUUCUCUCCUCCCCUCACAGCAUUUCAUGUCUUUUCAGAAGUAAACUCACUCUUUCUGUAUUAUCGGCGUCAUGCAGCGUACAGUAUAAGCACCGAGUUGCCUUUGCUGGAUACUUCUCAGACUGCCGUCGGAUGUGUUCUUGGAUGACACAACUUCUGUACAAAAACAUCUGGUGUCAAAGAAAUGUGCCAGGACAUUCAAAUGUGAGCCCAGCUGUAAAUAUCCAGUUGCAGCUUCAUUUUAGUGGCUUUACCUGAACUGUCAAUUCAUCAGGCUCUGUUUAAAUGAGCCAGCACUUUGCUUUCCAAACUAGAAAAGACUUAACAGAUGAGGACUGGUUCCCUGGUGAUGCAUGAGGGUCCAGUAGCUACCUUGCCUGUUCAGCAGCAGCCUUACAGGCAUACUUACCCCGAGGCUGUGGGUGACCUCCAAGGUCAAGUUCCCCUUCUGACUCAAACCUCCAACAACAAACUGAAAACCAUGUCUGAACCUGCUCCUCUGCUACACUGUACUCCGGAUUCCAUGGCCAGUCAUGUUCAAAGCUUUACAGGGAAGGAGCUGCAGAUGGCCAACAGCUCCCCCUGUGAUCUAACUAAGCCUGACUCAAAGCAGAAUGGACACUGUGAUUGCAGCUGCAGUUCAGACACGGCUCCUGGAACAGGUGGAGAUAGGGAGGUGUCAAGCCUGGAUUGUAGAGCAGCUGUUCAUAUUAACUCUCAGAUGGAGGCAGAAAAAUUGAAACAUUGUGAAGCUACGUUACCUCAGCAGAAAGAAGGAAGCCCCUCAGAGGCCUCCUCUCCUGAGGAAUUUCUUUCUGCCUUUUCACCAGGCCUGGAUAACAGUUGUGGUAACCAUCUGUCACCAUCUGUGAGUGCACCAGAGGACUGUUCACUGGAUCUGCUAAGAAUAAUAAAGCACAAGCCGAGCGCCAUUGUAUUCUGUGAUCAUGACUGUAGUGCUGACAACCAGGUGAUCUUCCCCAUUGAGAGCUCUGACGGCGGGGAGUCUUCUUCAUCCACCAACGAAGCAGGAGAGGGUGACGACGAUGAGGAAGACGACGACGAUUUUUCGGAGGCCUUACAAUAUAAGGAAUUCCUGGUCAGUCGUCGCCGUAGAAACUUGAGCAGGAACAGGAAGUGCUUGAGGAAGAGACAGGAUGCCCAGCCUAACAGCACUUCUGGCUGGCAAAAGCCCACCAACAGGGGCAAACCUGAGUUCACAGGUAGCCAGGAGGAAGAGGAUACACCACAGAACAAUGGAAAACAGGCUGCUGCGUGUGACUCCAUGACCCUGCUGAUGAAAAAGUUGGAUCAGCUCCAAGACGAGAUCCAGGAAGUCCAAAGCGCUAACCCCUCUCACUCAGACGUGACCAAAGCUGACCAGGAGCAACAGAGCACGAUGGGUUCUCCAGCUACGUGCAGGAAGGUGAGCCGAGCCCUGAGUCAGGAUCAGGGACCCUCCAGAUCUCCAGACAAACCUGAGCCACUGACCAGGCGCCGCUCGCGCCCUUUGACCCGCAGCAGACCGCUGACCCGCUCAUCCCUGUCGUCCCCUACACAUCUCCAUGCUCGACGGGCAAGGGCUGCGGCAAAGAUGACCAGCGGAUCUGCAGAGUGUGUCCCUUUUGACUGACAUGCACAGGCGUCAUGGCGACUGUAGUUAAGUGCAACCCACGGAGAUGUCUUGGCGACAGGGUCACAUUUGCUGCACUGCGGGAUUGUUUAUUUUU
Molecule: messenger RNA, 4619 nt
Organism: Thunnus maccoyii (southern bluefin tuna)
Lineage: Eukaryota; Metazoa; Chordata; Actinopteri; Scombriformes; Scombridae
Exons: 6
Coding region: 3218-4522 (434 amino acids)
Source: RefSeq, a predicted model, not a curated record